AUGCACUUUUUGAGUUCCAGACAGGCCUCCUCGCUUCUGCAAACGGAGAGCGGAAGAAGCAGCAGACGACGCGUCGUCUCGUGCGUGCGCAGGCCGCCCGCGCCGUUGUCCGCGCUGGCGCCUAGAGCCGCCUCUGCGCACCUGCAGCAGCUCGCCGAGGAGACCGACGCCGCAUUCGAGCGUGGAGAGAGCAGCUGCGUCGGCGACCAGGCAGAGACUGGCGGAGGGCGCGCGGCCUGCGGAGGCCCUGCCCGCCUGCAAAGACGCGGAGGAGACUCCCCCAAUCGAGGCAGCGUCUCCUUUCGUUCGAAAAGACCGAAGGUGCGCCUGGGCGUGCAGCUUGACCAGACGUUUCCGUGGGUUGCGGAUCUGCCGCAGGGGGUCGCGGUCAGGCAUCUCUCGUGUGCAGCCAAUCACGUUGCGCUUUUAACUGAAGAAGGGAGAAUCUUCGUCUACAAGAUUCGACAGCAUCCGUGGCAAGGGGCGGGCUUCGACACAUGGCUGCCGACCACCUCAGUCGCCGAUAGGCGCUUCGUUCACGUCGAAAUCAAAUCUCUCGAUUUCGGCGACGCUCCGCUGGACGUCUUGCUCGACCCUGCCUACGCGCCGCGGCCCUGCGCUCUCACUCCUCCCUCCCAUCCUUCUUCGGCUGUAAAUUCUUCUGCUUCGAGGGAGGUUCCUGCUGGAGGGGAGAGGCCUGAGGGCGAGGCACCCGCGCGCGGCGAAGACUCGGAAGUCGCAAACUCUGGGGUUGAGAACGGCGCGACGGAAGAGGAGACAUGCAAGGCCGAAGGGAGAGAGCGAGCGACGCCGGAGCGAAAACCAGAAGAUCCCUCGCGGAGCUCAGCGCCGCUCGCGGCGACGACCUGCCGCUGCGCGUCGAGAGAGGAAGACGCCACAAGCUUAUUCGGGCUCGCCGCUCUGGAUUCCGAAGGGAACCUGUGGCUGGGCAGCAACGCCCACUGCUGCUGCGAAAGACCGCAAAACACCCCCGCGGCCGUCCGACCCUCUUCUUCCCCCUCCUCGUCGUACGCUUCUUCAUCUUCUCCCUCUUCAUCGCAUUCUUCUGCAUCUUCUGGUUCUCCCAGUUCGGCUGCGCCACGGCCUGCCUCUUCGCCUUCCGCCGCUUCGGCCGCCGCAGACCACACAGGCGGGAGCGAGGUCAGGCCUGCAGGCAGCAGAGAGGCGUCUCCCGUCCCUGUUUGUUCGGAGAACCGUGCGGAGGGAGAGGGAGCGGCCGCCGCGCUGGAAGGGGAGAGAAAAAAGAGGCGCGCGACGAGUGGAUCUCCAGGGCGGUUGACCUGCAGCUGCGGUGGCAGGCGCCCGCGUGAUUCGGCGUCGCGCAGAGACAGGAGAGGAGAUGAGGCCGCGCGAGGAGCCGAGGACUGCCCAGAAGACGAUAGGAACGAAGGGCGAGCGACCGGUCCGCCUCGCGCAUUUCAGCACUGUCCCAUGCGCAUGGAGGCCAUCAGGCUGCCGGUCUCUCAAGGCGCCCAAGGAGCAAUGGAGGAGCGAGGCGCCUGUCUCUUCUUUUCGCUGGCUGACCUGUCCCCCGUGCUGCCGGCGACCACACCCCUCUCGCAGGACGGCGCGUCCUCCCGGCAAGCGCCUGCGCCUUCGGCCGUGAGUCCGCUUUCGAGUUUUCCGUUUUUUCCGCCUCUGCGGUUCGCCGUCCUCUGCCAGUCGCGGCUGUAUCGCAAGCGCUACGGCCUCAUCAUUCGCGGGCGGACGCUGAGCUGUCGGGCGUCGCCGCUGCCGCACGUCCCUGCGAAGGUGGUCUGCGGAAGCAAUGCUGACUGCGGCCUGCUGCUCUUCACAAACGGCGUCGCCUACCAGUGGCAGGCCAGUCUCUCCGAGACUGGCAAAGUCGUUCCAGGGCUGCGAAAGGUUGAGGGCUCGCUCAAAGACCAGCGCAUCGUGGACAUCUUCGGCGCGCAGUCCGCGCCGGCGGAUCUCUCCGCGAGUUCUCUAGCUCCGCUUGCGGCGGGAGGGAGAGGCGCGACCGGCGGCGGCGAGUUCUUUCUGCUGGACUCUGCGUCGGUCCUCCACGAAUACAACUUCGGCCUUGGACACACGCCUGCGCUGGCCUCGUCGUCUGUGUUCGCGCUCGCCGCCUCCGCCAAUUCGCGCCGGCCUCUGAUUCCGCAGCCGAUCGAGUGCACCCCGUUCUGCUUCGACUUACUGUAUGGCCACCCCGCCGGCGACCGGCGCAUUCCGUACCGAAUCGAGAACUUCCCGAAGCUGCUGGCGGCGCUGCCCAAGUCGUAUCUUCUCUUCAUUCUCAGUCUCACAUGCGUCUCGCCGGAGGCUGUCCUGCAAAAAUAUCUUUUUCUCCCCCCCGGCGAAAGCCUCGCAGCUCCGCGCCCUCUGGCGCCACCCGCUUCGUCCGCUGCUGCCGUCCCCCCUUCCGCCGCGUCUUCGCCGGCGGAAGACAAAUCCGAUCGCGUGCAGGGAGACCUGCGCAAGGCGCCCACUCUGCAGUCCGCCGCCACCCCCUCGUCGCCAUCUUCUCUCUCGUCUUCAUCAUCUGCGUUUCUUUCUCGCUGCGUUGAGCACUUCAUGCGGCUCAGGCAGUCAGAGAUUGCGCUGCUGUAUCGCACUCCGCGGCUCUCCCGUGCCGCGUCUCGCGAGAAAGCCUCUCUAGAACUGGAACAAGAUGUCUGUGUUGUGCGCCUUCAUCAUCCUGCGCUCGGGCCUCUCGCUUCUGCGCCGUCGCCCGCGCCUUCCUCGUCCUCUCCUUCGUCUCAAGAGACCUUCGCUGGCCUUUCUUCUCUGCGCAGAGACGCGGCGGCCUCUGUGCAAGACGCGGGGGAGUUUCUGCUGCUGGUUCGCCGCAGUGGCGCCGUUGAAGCCCUUCAGAAGCCUCUCUUUGCUGUGCGCAUGUGGCGGCGGGGCCUCGAGGGUCAGCUGCUCGAGUUCGGCGGACGCCGCAGAGAAACGCUCCAGGCGAUCUCGAAAUGGCAUAUUCAAGAGUUGCUGCAGCUGCAUGGCGAGCUUCGUCUGGGCAUGCACGUCCCGUCGUCGCUCGCGGCUGCGGCGGCGGAGUCGCUUUUUGCUUCCGCGGCGGAGGACGCGCCUGCCUCAGCGGCUGCGCGGCUGUGCCCGGCUUCUCCCUGCGCGCUGCAGCUGCACCUGCGUCUCCUGGACAUGGCGUCGGCGUCUGCUGCGCCUUUUCGGCUCUUCUCAGGCAGCGGCUACGUGAUCCUGACCAGGUACCGCGUCCGCCGCAGCGGCGAGUUCCUCUCAUCCUUCACGGGCGCCGUUGCGCCCGACAGGCUCGUCAGGGUUCCAGGCGAAAGGGCGGACGAUGCGCCGCGUGCGGCGGCGGCGGCGCGACAGGAGGCGACCGCGUCCCCGCACGCGAGCGGCGAGCGCAUGCAGGUUGCGGAGGCGCGCGAGGCCGGAGGAAGGCGAGUGGAGAGCGGCGAUCCUUCCCGUCCUGCGUCUUCUUUCCCUGCCUUCGCGGGCUCCUCUCGAGCGCAAAGGGCGCCUAGCUCGCGGCGCCUCGGCAUCCUGUCGCCGACGUCCUUCUCGGGGUCGCUCGCCCUCGAUUCCGCGUCGCGGGGCGCGCGCACUCGGGACGAGGAGAACGAAGGCAGCGGUCUGCCUGAGCCGCUGCGGCUGCUGGCGGCAGACUUGCGCCGGCAUGCAUGCGCAGCGGCGGCGGAGAAUCCGCGUCUGUUUGUGCGUCUCGCCGAUCUCCAGCGCGUUCUUCUCGGUCGCGCGCAGCGGCUCCUGCGUCGGUACUUGAAAGAAAGCGAAAGCAGCAACGGCGCGGCAGCCUGCGAAACGCCUCGUUCCGCAGCAGACGACGCGCCGGUCCCGAGACACAACACGCCCGAAGAGAGAGGCCCGCGGGGAGAUGCAGACAGGGCGAGCCUCGAGCGAGAAGAAAGAGAACCUGGCGCGGAAGCGCGCGUGGAGACUCUUGACGAGAUUGUCAGCGCGUUUGUCUCGGACUUGGUCGCGCACUUUACGCUGAUGCAUGCGCGCUCGAGUCGGCAGGCGAAGCCGGGGAGUCGUCUCUCUUCGCGGGGUGAGCGCGGGCUCGACGGAGGAAGCUCGCUGCCUCGCCGACACUUUGGAGCCGGCGAGGUCCCUGGUCGCGCGGCGCGGCGUCGAGCCGAAAGCGACGGGGACGACGACAAGGGAGAGGCGAAGCGACGCAGAGUCUCGCCCUAUUCGUCCGCGGGGGCUGCGCUCGCGCGAGAGGAUGCACCGAGAAGACGCGAGCGCCGCUUCCGUGCCCAUGGCGACCGUGCGGAUGGCUCGCGCUUCUCCGAGUCCUUUUCGCCUUCGUUCAACUCCGCCGCUGCAGGCGUGCGCACGAAGGAGGAGCGCAUGCGACUGCGGCAGAGAGCGACAGGGCGACACGCGGUGCUGCUGGAGCAGGCCCGCAGAAGACGGCUGCUGCGGCUGAAGCUCGCCGCGCGCCGGCGCCAGCGAGAGGAGAGCGCGGCAACAGGCGGCAGCGCAGAAACAAGAACCGGCGAGCAGCCUGCGGCAGUCGACAGCGACAGUCUGCGACACCGGGAGAAGCUGGAGACGGGCUGCGGCGGCGCGCAGCAUCCAGAGGCAGGCGGCGAGACUUCCGCGCACACCCCGCAGGCUGACGGCGACCGCGCAGGAGAGGAGACAAGAGACGCCUCAGGAGAUGCGCGCCACGUGAGGCACGAAGAGAAAGGCCUUCAGUGCAAAAACGGCUUAGAAAACGGUCUACCUGAGGAGGCAGGCACGCGAGGCAAGACGCAGGAGGAAACAGAGAUCCUCGACGAGGGUGGCGGAGAAGGCGCAGGCGGCUCGCGCGCCCUGAACUUCGAACAGAGGAGGGCCGCGAGGGACGCAGCCGUAUCGCCCGCGUCGCUCGACUGCGACCCGUCGGCCUCCUCCGCGGAUGCGGUCGCGUAG
Messenger RNA from Besnoitia besnoiti, 4908 nucleotides. RefSeq lists its product as uncharacterized. Lineage: Eukaryota; Apicomplexa; Conoidasida; Eucoccidiorida; Sarcocystidae. Bases 1 to 4908 code for a protein of 1635 amino acids. The record is from RefSeq and is a predicted model, not a curated record. The transcript is spliced from 9 exons.